Molecule: messenger RNA, 707 nt
Organism: Cynocephalus volans (Philippine flying lemur)
Lineage: Eukaryota; Metazoa; Chordata; Mammalia; Dermoptera; Cynocephalidae
Product: chromatin assembly factor 1 subunit A-like
Exons: 3
Coding region: 1-672 (223 amino acids)
Source: RefSeq, a predicted model, not a curated record
AUGUACUGGCCCCUCCUGGGCAUACACAAUCUUGCAUAUCUCUGGCAAACUUGCCUAGAUCAACCUAUUCCAGCAGGAAAAUUUCAGAACGCCUGCCCUUCUCAGUCCUGGGCACAGAGAAAUUCCUCAGCACUUCUCCCGGGGGUGUGUGACCUGCUCAGUAUCCUGGCAACCUCACCCACUUUAGCAGAGGAACAGCCCAAUGUCACAACACCAGCCUCAGAAAUCAAAGCCCCAGUGGUGACCCCAUGGACCCCAUACAGGGUUUCUCACUUCAGCUUAGGAAGUACUGAGUGCACCAGCACACCUGCAAGCUUGUUUACAGAGAAUGUGCCAUAUCAUACCCAGCCGGACCACCUCUCUCUCCCUGAGAGCCGGGCUCCACUCCGCCUGGAAGCUGGGAGCCCGGACGUCUCCUGGGCUCGGGCCGGGCCGGCGGGCGCAUGCAGGCUCCUCCGUCCGAGUGCGGGACGAGCGCGAGGGACCGGGCGGCUGAGGCGGACCCAGGAGGAUAUACAGAGAAUUACCAAGAAGAAUAAAAAGGAGGAAGGAGGAAAGAAGGAAGAAAGGAAAGAAGAAAUGAAGAAGGAAGAAGGGAAGAAAGAAGGAAAAGAAGGGAGAGUGGGAGGCAGAGAAAAAGAAAGGAAGGAAGAAAGAAAAGAAGCAAGUUAAAGAAAACUUUAAAAAAAUAAAUUACUGAAACUGGA